UAACCGGGAGAGGAGGGCUCUGCUUCGGUCAGAUGGCGUGCUGCAGUCCGCCCCCGGGUCUCCCGCACCCACACAGCUAGCAAAAGGUUGUUAUCAAUGCGCUUCGCUGACGGAGUACAGCAGCCAACGAAAAACGCAACAACGGGACAGCUAGCUAUUUAGCAAAGUAACCCAAACUUAGGCUGUAAACAGAAACGUAGACAAAAUAUUACAUGCAAUUAUCUAUUCUGCUCGAACUAACACUAAAUCAAGCCACGCAACAAAAGUUUACAUAAGUUUUUUUUUCAUAAUCUGGAUGUAUGGACACCUGUUUUGAGUAGCGGCACUGCUGAUAUAACGGGAUUAAAUGGGGCAGUAAAGCAGAAAACAAAGCUGAGAUCCGCCUGACUCUGACACUGAGGUCGUACAUUAUUCGCUGCGUCGCAAUAUUACGCAAUAGUACAUUCUAAAACUCGUCAUUCAAAUACAACAAGGCAACACCGUAUGUCCGUGCGAAAUCUGGACACGGUUCCAGGAGCUCCAAGAUCUUUCGGCGCGCGAGGGUCUCCUCUGGCACUCACCACCAAACUGUCGGACUCGGACGAGGGCACCAUGUCACUGCCUCGCACACUGGGAGAGCUACAGCUGUACCGUGUGCUGCAGCGGGCCAACCUGCUGGCCUACUAUGAUACCUUCAUCCAGCAGGGUGGCGAUGAUGUGCAGCAGCUGUGUGAGGCUGGAGAGGAGGAGUUCCUGGAGAUCAUGGCGCUGGUGGGCAUGGCCAACAAACCACUGCAUGUGCGGCGCCUGCAGAAGGCCCUGCGCGACUGGGCUGCCAGCCCCGCUGUCUUCAACCAGCCUCUGACCAACCUCCCCCUGCACAGCAUCCCACUGUUUAAGAUUGACCCCAUGGGUGGGGCAACGGAGGUCGCUGCCCGAAAGUCCCUGAGCAAUGGCCAGCCAGGAUCCCCGUGUGAAAGGGAGGACAGAGCAUUCCUGACACCCCUGCGAAGCGCCAGUCCCACAAGCCCCUGCUCCCAGGCCUCCCCGCUGCCCCCUGACAGCCUGUGCAGGGACAAGAUGUCCCCCACUGAGCCCCACUGGCUGAGCUCGGAUCUGGACGGGGACGGUGCCAUGGGGUCUGGGGCGGAUGAGGAUCAGAGCAGCCCAGCCCCCUCCACACCACCUGCCGCCGCUUCCUCCUCCUCCUCCUCGGUGCCCGUCCCGGCCUGGCCUGGCGGGCAGCUGGACCCUGAGAUGGCACGGGCGGUGAGAGAGAGCGUGAGAAAGCUGCUCUGCACAGCACCCAGGACCGAGGCGGGCGAGGCCAAGGCCUUGCUGAAGCUGAACAAGAAGCUGGCCAAGACGGUGGGCCACAUCUUCGAGCUGGAGCCCCACGACUUGGCCAAGGAGGAGGAGAUCCGCAAAUACAGCCUCAUCUACGGACGCUUUGACUCCAAGAGGAGGGAGGGCAAGCAGCUAACACACCAUGAGAUGAUCAUCAAUGAAGCAGCUGCCCAGUUCUGCGUCCAUGACAACGGCCUGCUCUUGAGGCGUGUGGAGCUCUUCUCGCUGGCUAGGCAGGUGGCACGAGAGUGCGCCUACACCUCCACCCUCAGGGGUGCCAGGAUGAGUGCAGAUGACGGCUCCCUGCCACCACACAAGCGCAUCAAACAAGAGGUGACUCUGUCAGAAUGCGCUUCCUCCUUGCAUAACUCAGAGGGGUCAGCAACAGGGUCAGAAGGUGGCCACCAGGGGGUGCCAAGGUCAGCAGCAGAUGAUGACAGUCUGUCAGGAGAGAGCCAGGAUGGCAUAACACAAGAUGUUGCCUCACAGUCGAGCCACUCUCCUUCACCCUGCUCUGCCACCAACGUCUCAGCCCCACCCACCUGGAGUCGCCAUCUCAUGCAACAGACGCUCAUGGAUGAAGGCCUACGACUGGCCAGGCUAGUGUCACAUGACCAAGGGGGACAAGUAAACCCAGGGGCCAGGGGCAAUCAAACUGCAGAGCUGGAAGAGAAAUCCAUGGAGAGGGGGCCUUCGUCCACUUCAUUCCGAAGAAGCAGCUCCUGCAGCACUAAAGAUGAUUCUGACCUCUGCAGAAAAUAAAGACCCUCCCCCACCCUCCUUCCACUGACCAACGCAUCACCCCCAACCUUGUACUCCACCCCCUCAUCUACAUCCAUAACCCCUCCCACCUCAAUGGCCUCUCAUCUAGCAAUCGCCCAACCCCUCCCUAGUUGUUCAUGCCAAAAACCUCCAGCAGCCCAUCCAUGAGAAAAUAUAGAACACAGGAACAUGAGCCUAUUUUAAACUGUUCUCCAUUUGAUUUUUGCUAUGAAGAAACCCUACAAAUGACAGUAUACUUCCCUCACUCACUAACUCACUGACACACUGAUCACUGAUUCACUUAUGUAUUCCCUCGCCUUUACCAAUGAUAGCAGUAAGGGGAUCCACUAAGCCAUUGUGGCCACAGUCCAUGCUCUGGAUCCUGAUCUUGUUUAAUUUUGUUUGUUUUAU
Megalops cyprinoides (Indo-Pacific tarpon) is the source of this 2499-nucleotide messenger RNA. Its product is annotated as NGFI-A-binding protein 2-like. NCBI's taxonomy places the organism in Eukaryota, Metazoa, Chordata, Actinopteri, Elopiformes, Megalopidae. Gene Ontology annotation, molecular function: transcription coregulator activity; transcription factor binding. Gene Ontology annotation, cellular component: nucleus. Bases 484 to 2088 code for a protein of 534 amino acids. The record is from RefSeq and is a predicted model, not a curated record. The transcript has 7 exons. Gene Ontology annotation, biological process: negative regulation of DNA-templated transcription.